Molecule: messenger RNA, 1085 nt
Organism: Pyricularia grisea
Lineage: Eukaryota; Fungi; Ascomycota; Sordariomycetes; Magnaporthales; Pyriculariaceae
Exons: 3
Coding region: 223-912 (229 amino acids)
Source: RefSeq, a predicted model, not a curated record
ACUUGUAAGAAAAUAAAAUAAAAAAUCGGCUUCCCGGAACGAUAAUCCAGUCGACUUUUAUUGGGUCAAGCUGUGUGAUACAUUAGAUACAAGCACCACUUCUCAAACUAUCUGUCUCACAUUUACCCCAAGUCCCGCGACUCCAACCAAUUCAUCUUCCCGCACCCAAAAAAACCAUCCCCGCUCCCAACCAAGGGCAUAAGGAAUAUACUCUCUCUCAAAAUGGAUCUUCCAUCAAACGUCCACGUCUCACAGCACCCUUGCCUCAGGGCAAAGUUGAGCCAGCUUCGAUCCAAGAAUGCCAGUGCAAAGGAGGUCAAGAGCCUGGUCAGCGAGAUCUCGUUGUUUAUCGCCAGCGAGGCCAUGGGGUCCACUCUCAAGGUCGUCGAUGGUCCCAAGGAUGUCUCGCCCAUCGGUGCCGAGUACACCACCAGCGUCAUCACCCCGGAGACCAUCUGCCUUGUGCCUAUUUUGAGAUCAGGGCUGGCAAUGACUGAAGCCGUCCAAACCCUCCUCCCGGACCCCGUCCCAGUCCACCAUCUAGGUCUGUACCGGGAGCCGACGACGCUCGAGCCCGUCGAGUACUACAACAACCUCCCCAACCACCUGCCGCAGGGCGCCUCGGGAGACGCCAGCCAGGUCCCGAGCCUGGCCUUCAUCCUGGACCCAGUCAUCGCCACGGGAGGAACCUGCGCCGCCGCCAUCCAGACGCUCCGCGAGUGGGGCGCUCGCCGCAUCGUCGUACUCAGCGUCAUCGCCGCAGCCGAGGGAAUCAAGCGUGCCGCCGACGAGUGGCCCGAGGGCGUCGAGAUCUGGGUCGCCGGUGUCGAUCGGGAGCUCACCGACCGCGGCAUGUUGAGGCCUGGUUUGGGCGAUGUUGGUGAUCGUCUGUUCCUCACCAUCGGCAAGUGAAAAAGAAAGGAUGAGGGUAUUUCUGAGUCGGCAGCAGAGGCUACCUGUUAGCUUAGGUCAAGGCCUGGUUGUCUGCUUAUUUUUGUCACUGUACUGUGCAGCAUCAAACCACAAGUCCAAAAAAAGGCCUUGAAAACAGUCAACUCAUCAAUCAUAAUCAUCAUUCAUCAAUC